UUUCACUUAACAUGCAGAAUAUUUGGAGAGAUAAAAGUCGUUAAAAGCCAUUUUCAUCCACCUCAGAUCGUUGGUUUAAAACUUUUGAAGACGAAUUGGCAUAUCUUAUUGUCGAGUUAAUACAGAUGCUUAUAUGUUUUCGAGAUAAACAUGGAAAUUAUCAUUUGCUUUGUUAGAUAUAUCUUAUUUCAUCAAACGAAUUCAGUCGUUUUUGAGUAGAAGACUGGAUUACUUGAAUUGGAAAUGAAAUACCUUAAACCUAGUUAUUAGGUGAAAACCCUUUUUAAGACUCUGAAAUCGGUAUAUAAGAAGACGGAAACGGUUAUCAACUAAAAACGUAGUAUGGAUAAUUACAAAUACAGUGAAGCAAAUGUUACUUGACAAAUCAAAAAAGUAAAGGUUAAUAAUUCACGGAAAACUCUUGAACAAAAUCUUCUUCAUUUCAUGAAAGCGAUAAUAAAACAAAACAAAACAAAAUGUACCACAAAUUGUUUUCACAAAAAAAUACCUUGACGAGGAAAUCGUGAUAAUUUGAUUGUUUUUAAACAGUGUCAAAAAGUAAAAAGGACAGAAAAAACACCAAAAAUGUCUGGUGAUGUUUGCGAACGAAAUACGCAACACUACGACUUUGACAGUAUACCAUAUCCGGGGACAUUGCAAGUAUUUCCGGGAUGGGAAAUCGGGGUUAAAGUGACGCUUGGAGUUAUUGUGGAGCUUGUUGCUUUGGUAGGAAAUUGUUUGGUAAUAACUAUAGUGAUCCGCUUUAAAUCCAUGAGGACAACAACAAACUAUUAUCUGGUGAACCUGGCUAUUUCGGACCUGCUGGUGGCCAUAAUGCCAAUCUGGAUCCAUGUUGUGUCAAGCUUGAACGAGUUUUGGGUUUUCGGGUCGUUUCUCUGCAAAUUCAAUCCUUUUAUGCAGAUCACAGCAAUGUGUGCCAGCAUGUUCACACUUCUUGUUAUUGCUGGGGACCGGUUCUUUGCCAUCAUGUAUCCAAUGAAAUCACGUGUUACGCGACGUAAAGUCAGCAUCAUGCUCUCCCUCGUUUGGUUCCUGGCUAUGGCAAUCGGAUCCCCUUUGUUAUUUGUAUACCAUUACGAUGAGAGGAAAUGGUUAGAUGUAAAAGAAGCUUUUUGCGCCGGAAUCUGGCCUACCAAGGUGAAUUCGGACGGUUCUUGUGACAACGGUAUAACAUCAAAGAAAAUUUAUUGGAUAAUAGUGUGCGGGGUGUUGAAUUGGACACCGAUGUUGUUUAUGACAUUAGCUUACACAUUUAUUGUGAUCAGGCUCCGAAAACACAAGAUUGUUCCGAAACUAGGUGCUUCUUCAAAGUCAUCAAUACAAGAAAGGUCAAAAAGAAGGGUGGUGAUAAUGCUGUUCUCUGUGCUGAUCGCAUUCAUAGUGUGCGCGGUGCCAUUUCAAACAAUCCGAAUAUACUUCCUGUUUACCAGAGAGGACAUCGGAUAUAAGCUUCCGGACUGGUACCCAACAUUAGAUUUCGGAGCGGUACUUCUGAUGUACAGUAAUGCAGCUAUAAACCCAGUCAUCUACGCUGGACUGAACGAAAACUUCCGGAAGGGCUUUAAAGAUUUGAUAAACGGGGUCAUCAACAGAAACUCGCCGAACGCUUCAGCUGAGUUCGAAUCCGAGUACAAACAGAGGUCUACCAUGCGUGCGCGUGGAAGUCGGGCCGCGCUGGUUGGAGGAAGUGAGAGCGUAGCUACUGCGUUUGAAGCUAACGCUUGCGAAAGUGAAGUUGAAACAGAUUUUCACGGAGUUGAGAAUGAACACAAAAAUAACAUUACUGUCAUAGCAAAUGGGAUAACAAAUGUAAAUUACUUUUUAUUUGGGGAAGGAAACAAGUUUGAUGAAAAUAAACCGGAGAUAGAUACAGUUGACACAGAGGAUAAAAAGGACACGGAUUCUGGACUUGGUGAUGGAUUUAUAAUGGAGCCCACCGAGUGCAUGUCAAAGUUCUGAUGAAUUUCAAAGUAAUUACAUACAAUUUACACAUGUAUUUAGAAAACUCUUAAAAGGAGAUUCAGAAAAGAAACAAGAACAAGUUUAUUUCUUAAUAAGAUAAGAAUAAUAAUGAGCCAUGCCAUGACAAAACCAACAUAAUGACUUUGCGACCAGCAUGGAUCAAGACAAGCCUGCGCAU
Messenger RNA from Mercenaria mercenaria, 2161 nucleotides. RefSeq names its product QRFP-like peptide receptor. The record is from RefSeq and is a predicted model, not a curated record. Gene Ontology annotation, biological process: G protein-coupled receptor signaling pathway. The transcript has 4 exons. Gene Ontology annotation, molecular function: neuropeptide Y receptor activity. Gene Ontology annotation, cellular component: membrane. Bases 586 to 1980 code for a protein of 464 amino acids. NCBI's taxonomy places the organism in Eukaryota, Metazoa, Mollusca, Bivalvia, Venerida, Veneridae.